AAGUAAGCAGGUUACUUCGGUUUUAGUGACUCAACGGUCAACACCUCUCUCUUCGUCGAUUCAAAAGAACGAACGAACGACUGCAGUCUUCCUGCUUUUCUCUUGAGAUAGUUACACGUACGAUUAUUUUAUUUCUUACCGAAAUUCAAGACAGAGAAACUUCCUCGGUUGUUUGGAAUUUUUUUAUCAUUUUAAAAGAUCGAAAAUAACGAUCGACAUUAUAGAUAUGGGCGGACAAGAUGAUUAUAAGUGCACUUUAAGUGAGGAAACAAAAAAAAUUGCUAAGGAUGAACUUCGCGAGGAUGAUACAAUUCGAGAACAAUUGUUGGAACAAUUUAGGGAUUGGAUUAAAAAAAAUCCGUUAAUAAAACAUUGCAGAACGGAUUCAUUAUUUCUUCUUAGAUUUCUAAGAACAAAAAAGUUUAGUUUACCAAUAGCACAAAAAUUGCUGGAAAAAUACCUUAUCAUAAGGCAAAUUUAUCCUCUAUGGUUUCAAAAUUAUACAAUCGAUGAACCUAUUAUCAAUGAUAUCAUAGACACCGGCUAUAUCGUACCUUUAUUGAAACGAGAUAAAUACGGUAGAAAAGUCUUGUUAUAUAACAUAGAACGUUUCGACCCAUAUAAGUAUACGAGUGAACAUUUAAUAAGGACCCAUGCCCUCAUCAUGGAAUCUCUUAUGGACGAUGAGGAAAAUCAAAUUCGUGGAUAUGUCUACAUAAUAAAUGAUACAGACAUAACCAUGGGUCAUAUUAGCAUAUUUUCUUUGGGUGAUCUGCGUAGAUUAAUUUAUUGUAUACAAGAUGGUCUGCCUUUAAGAAACAAGAGAACUUACAUAGUCAAUUUACCAUCGUUCGGUCUCAAGCUUUUGGAGAUUUGUAUAUCUUAUCUUAACGAGAAGUUAAAAAAGCGUUUUACGUGUCAUAAAAGUUUCGAGGAAUUGAAAGAUGAAAUCGACUUAAAGUCCCUACCGAAGGAGUAUGGAGGUGAAACUUCUCUUCAGGAAAUGAUUGAUUCUCUUAAGAAAACUUUAUAUGAGAAGAAAGAGCAAAUAGAGGCUUUGAACGAUUUACGAAUAGAACUUUCCGAUACUCAGCAUUAUAUUAACGAAAUUGAUGGUGUCACUGGUUCCUUCCGUAAGUUAGAAGUGGAUUGAAACUUCCCUUAUAUUUUUAUACGAAUAAUUUAGUUUAUUUAUAUUUCUGCAUACGAAACGUAUGCGUUUACGAUUAAAUGUUUAAUUCAUUGUUAUUAGUAUUUGGUUAGUGUGUUUACGUUUUUAUAUUUUAUAUGUGAAGUUAU
Polistes dominula (European paper wasp) is the source of this 1299-nucleotide messenger RNA. RefSeq names its product retinaldehyde-binding protein 1. The record is from RefSeq and is a predicted model, not a curated record. Gene Ontology annotation, molecular function: phosphatidylinositol bisphosphate binding. Lineage: Eukaryota; Metazoa; Arthropoda; Insecta; Hymenoptera; Vespidae. Gene Ontology annotation, cellular component: membrane.